Messenger RNA from Coregonus clupeaformis (lake whitefish), 1065 nucleotides. Its product is annotated as dolichol phosphate-mannose biosynthesis regulatory protein-like. The record is from RefSeq and is a predicted model, not a curated record. The coding region runs from base 59 to 310 and encodes 83 amino acids. The transcript has 4 exons. Gene Ontology annotation, molecular function: enzyme regulator activity. Gene Ontology annotation, cellular component: endoplasmic reticulum membrane; dolichol-phosphate-mannose synthase complex. Lineage: Eukaryota; Metazoa; Chordata; Actinopteri; Salmoniformes; Salmonidae. Gene Ontology annotation, biological process: GPI anchor biosynthetic process.
UCCGGGUCACGCUCGCAGCUUGCGGAAGUGAUUCAUACGCGGAAACAACACGUCGGAAAUGGCCACAGGGGCAGAUCAAGCAGUUGGCAUGGGCCUUGUUGGCUUCAGCCUCCUGUUGUUUACAUACUACACAAUAUGGGUAAUCAUUCUGCCGUUCGUGGACAGCGAUCAUGUGGCCCACCAGUAUUUUCUUCCACGGGAGUAUUCUGUCAUUCUACCUGGGAUCGCAGCAUUGAUACUGCUGCUCUGUGUAGGUACCUUCAUUGGAGUGGUCACCUGGAAGAAUCGCAAGCCUAAGAAGGUGGACUAAGAGGGAUGGUGUCACAGAGCUGCUGUUAGACGGGUCAGGAUAUAGAGCUAGCUUCCAUAGAACCUCCCUGGUUCCAACAUCUUUCCAACAUUCCAUCUCAAGAAAGUAAAAAUAAAGUCUGGACUGCUUCUCUGCGAAAGCUGAUGAAAACAUCUAAUGACUGAAAGACAUAAGACAAGACUUGAAGAGCUGCUGUCCACCACCUUCUGUUCCAUCUCUCCAUUCAGACCGACUAUGUGAAAUCCACAACCUUGCUGUUGGCAAUGCAUGGCUCCAGAUGCUAUAUUUGUCCUCAAGGUGCAUUGCCAUUGCCAGAGAUGAAAAUCAAUGCGUCGGUAUUCACUGUUACUGUAUGUGGUCAGCACUAGAUAAAACCUGGCUUCAUAAUGUGGAGAGGAUAUAGAUUUGCUGAUUUUGUAGAGUGUACUAUAUCAGAUCUGAUCAAAGUUUCCCCGAGGCAUUCCUUUUCACCACAUCUGGAUGUAGUUUUCAGGCACUGUUUUACGUCUCAAUCCCAAUUUAAGAUAAUUUGUAAAACAUGCAUUAGCAUGAAAUUGAUAUUUACAUUGACAUUUCAGAUACGGUCACCUAUCUAAAGUUUAAUAUUUGGCCCUUAAAGGCAGUGUUGCGUUCGAGACCACCUAAAGAGAGACCGAUUCAAGACUAAAACCAGAGGGGUGGCGAGACCGAGUCAAGACGAGGGCAUUGCGUUCAUCCACCUCUGGCCUGCUGGCUCCCCUUCCUCUGCGGAAGCA